CUUGUCUCCACCCGGACCGAGAUCAGACUGGACCUAGCGCAGCAGUUACCAUAGCAACCGAUCAACGUUCGAUUACAGGAUCUAUUUACGGUAGGAUUUCCUGGGUCUCUCCAUCUACUGUGACUACUGUGUAGGGCACCUGUGUUGUCAUCACACCAGGGAAGGCAGAAAGAUGCCAGUAUAUAUCCGGAAACAUCCCCUGGAGAUCCCUCCACCUUCUGAAAAGGACUGGAUUAAGAAGGAUGAGGAAGAAAAUUUCUUCCUGCAGGAUCCCGAUCAAAUCUUUGAUUCAUUGCCUCAGCCUUUCCGGAUGAUCAAUAAACUGGUGACCUUAGUAUUUGAGCAGGCCUGGGAAAUCAUUGAGAAGAGGGAGGCACUCCAAGAGGCACAGACACUGAAGGUCAAGCCCACGUUGUACCUGCCCACAGCUGAAUUCCAGGUGAUGGGAAGAGCCAACUGCCUUGCAGCCUCUGGACAGCAUGUCUUUGUUGGGCUCUCCACAGGGCUUGCAGUUUUCAACAUGCCCAGCUGUAAGCGGGUCUGUGCUUGGGAGUCAGCCAAGCUAGAGAUUUGUGCCAUCCGUGCCUCCAACCUUGGCAAUGAAACCCACCUUCUCGUUACUGUUGAUGAGAUGGGACUUGCCCGACUCUUUUAUUUUUACAGGGACAGCCUGCUGCUCAUUAAAGUCCUAAAUGAAGUGGAAGAGAUCAGCAAGAGAAACACCUGUGUGGAGGCAGAGCUCUCCCAGGGGGGCGAUUAUGCUGGCAUCCUGCUGCAAGGCAACACAGAAGCUUGGCUGGAGAUCUACCGAUUGCCUAAGGAUUCCUGGCUGAAGGAGACAGACCAUUCCCAGGCAGCUGCAGCAGUGUCAUCUUUCAGGGAGAGGCGGUUCAGCCAGGCGUCGGCGAAAAGUCUGGAACUGCCGGGAGAGGGCUCUGCAGAAACGGAAUCACCCAUGUCUGCAAACAGAGUUGAAACUAAGCUGAGUCCUCCAGUGCUGCUGCUGAAGGUCAGAUCGCCCAAACCUCUGACAGGAAGCACUUUUAAAAGCCCUUUGGAGGCCCUGAUGAAGAUUGAUGAUGGCAGUGUGAUCGGCUUGGGACAGAAUCACGUGAUCAAAGACUACCAAUGGGAACAGCAGGACGCAAUCUUUCGCCGCACCUUCCAAAAGCAUCUGGAGAGAGAAAGUGAGCCUGACAGCAAGGAGGAGAAACCCAGCCAUGCUGUGUUUCAUUUUCUCCUGCCUGGCCGGAUACUGCAGAUCGGACCUGAAAUCAAAGCACAGCCAGACGUGCCCACUGGCAUCAGUGUGCAUUGGAAUGGAAGCCACAAUCUCUGCCUGUAUUUACUCACUCGGCCAUCAAAGGAGAAAAUGGAUGCUGAGCUAAAACCUGACACUGUCUGGCCAUGUGCCGCUCCAAUCACCUGCUCAGCUGUCACCUCCUGCUCCUCUUACAUGGCUCUGGCAUGUGAAGAUGGGACGAUAACGGUGUGGGACAGAUGUCUAGGAUUCCCACUAGCUGUGACUGCCCUUCCAGAGGGAUGUCUCAGCCGCACCAUCCACUUCCUGCAGACAUCUACAGCCCCAAGGGACCAGCUGCCUAGGCCCAAAGUGCAGCUUCUGGUGCUGUGUACGGAUGGGUCUCUCCACCUGGUUACAGUAUCAGGGCCCAGAGAGUCCAGGACUGUGCUCCUGGCAGACAGGUCCGAGGACCCAGAUCAGACCACCAGCGCAGUAGCACCGAUUCCAGCCUUACCUGGUGCAGUGCUGGUGUUCUCCUGGGAUGGCACAGUGUGCCUCACGGACACUGCCACGCCACAGACUGUUUGCCACUUCAUCACCCCACCCUCUCACACAGUAGCAUCCCCCUGGCAACCGGUGUUUACCGUGGAUACCACUAACCAAUGCCUGCUCCUCCGAGGUGAUGAACAGCAGCAGCAGGCUGGUCCCCCGACACAGACCAAAGACAAUCAAAGCUCCAUCUUCCUUUUUUAUUUUGAUUCCUACCAGUCCAUGGAGGUUUUCGCAGCAGUACCGGAGCCUCCUCCUGACUCCUUGCAGCACCUGCCAUGGGACGAGAGAUGUGACAUUUUCCUCCGUGACAGGCUGCAGCGCCUGCCAGGAGUCAGCCAGCAGGUACCCAAGUGCUGGAGCCAGCUGCGGAAGCAUGCAGCCGCCCUGCAGAGGGAAAGCCGGAAGAAGUGAUGGGGGCAGGAGGAGCUAUAGUUCAGAUCAACCUCGCAGCCCUGGGUUGGCACUAGGCCCACAAGCCUGGCCCAGCAUUGGCAUUUUAACUGCAGACUAUUUAUUUUAACUGACUCAUCUCCACCUCAAGGCAGCUCAUCCCACUGACUAACUUCCCCCACUCUAACCCAAGCCAACCGAUCAGCCCAUGCCAGCAGGGAGCAGUUCCUCCUCUCCUCCUUCACCAAGGAUACUUGCACCAUACUGGGGGGGCAUUCUGAUAGCAGUGUCUGCUCAUCACAGGGAGGGACCCAGCAGCCCAAGCAGUUGAGCUAGAGAACGUGCAGUGCAGCUUUGAGUCCCCCACGGACGUGGAAAGUCCGAGCCUAAGCAGAAGCUUCGUGAAUGCAGUUGGGUCCGUGUCUCUCCCUUUCAGUAAAGGCCUUCACACUGUU
Molecule: messenger RNA, 2640 nt
Organism: Malaclemys terrapin pileata
Lineage: Eukaryota; Metazoa; Chordata; Testudines; Emydidae
Gene: WDR93
Product: WD repeat domain 93
Exons: 17
Coding region: 173-2206 (677 amino acids)
Biological process (GO): electron transport chain
Molecular function (GO): protein binding
Source: RefSeq, a predicted model, not a curated record